This is a messenger RNA of Conger conger (European conger), 1051 nucleotides long. RefSeq names its product exosome component 8 (gene exosc8). The transcript has 11 exons. The record is from RefSeq and is a predicted model, not a curated record. NCBI's taxonomy places the organism in Eukaryota, Metazoa, Chordata, Actinopteri, Anguilliformes, Congridae. Gene Ontology annotation, cellular component: cytoplasmic exosome (RNase complex); nuclear exosome (RNase complex). Bases 7 to 927 code for a protein of 306 amino acids. Gene Ontology annotation, biological process: nuclear polyadenylation-dependent rRNA catabolic process; nuclear mRNA surveillance; U1 snRNA 3'-end processing.
UGCACCAUGAAGUUGUAUGCAAACCACCGUAAAAACAACAAAAAGAAGAAGAAGAAGAAGUUUACUCAGGUUCACGUGGUGUAUCAAAUAAGCAUGGCGGCUGGAUUCAAAACUGCCGAGCCAUUGGAAUACCACAGGAGUUUUCUGAAAGAAAACUGCCGACCAGAUGGACGAGAACUGGGUGAAUUCAGAAUCACAACACUCAAUAUAGGUUCCAUAUCGACUGCACACGGCUCUGCCUUGGUGAAGAUCGGAAACACUACUGUCAUCUGUGGUAUCAAAGGGGAACUAGCGUCUCCGCCAAACGACGCACCGAAUAACGGUUAUAUAGUACCAAAUGUGGACCUGCCGCCUUUGUGUUCCUCCAAGUUCCGACCGGGCGCCCCAGGGGAGCAGGCGCAAGCUGCAAGCCAGUUCAUGGCUGACAUCAUCGAGAGCUCUGAGAUUAUACUGAAAGAAGACCUAUGUAUUGAAAAGGGAAAGCUCUGCUGGGUAUUGUAUUGUGACAUGAUGUGUCUGGACUACGACGGGAAUCUUCUGGACGCCUGCGUUAUCGCACUGCUGGCAGCCCUGAAGAACGUGCAGCUUCCGGAAGUUUCCAUUAACAAAGACACAGACCUGGCAGAAGUCAACACGGACAAGAAAAGGCGCCUGAACAUCGCCAAACAUCCGACUGCCUCGUCGUUUGUAGUCUUUGACGACUCCAUAGUUAUCGUUGACCCUACCGCUGAAGAGGAGACCCUGUCCACAGCCAUGAUGACGGUGGUGACGGACGAGGAAGACCGGCUCUGUAUGCUUCACAAACCAGGUGGAACGUCGCUGUCGGGCGAGAAGCUCCAGGACUGCAUCAGCCGAGCGGUGACGAGGAACCGCGAGAUCAGCAAACUGAUAAACACGGUCAUACAGAGCGUCAAAACUCACAAGUGAGGGACCAUACACACAAACCACCACGUUUCCCAGGGUUUUUUUUUUUUCUCUAAAAGUUGUAUUUUUCAAUGUCAAUAUAUAUUUUCUUUUAUCACAAUAAAACUGCUGACAAAGAACAUUUACA